Molecule: messenger RNA, 3124 nt
Organism: Bemisia tabaci
Lineage: Eukaryota; Metazoa; Arthropoda; Insecta; Hemiptera; Aleyrodidae
Source: RefSeq, a predicted model, not a curated record
AACCAUAACCACAAAAUCUCCUUUUGAAGUUGCUCUGGCUCUCAGAAAUUUUUUUAGCUUUCUUUGCAUUGAUCAGUAUUUACGUACACGAUUCAUAUCAUAAUACUUCAUAACAUUAUUCAAACAAUUGUUUAUGUGUUUCGCUCCCAAGCUAACUCACCAUUCUUUUCUGCUCACAACUUUUCGUAGAUGUUUAAAGCCUCCUGUGUUUCUUGAAACCAAUUAAUAAUUUUCUGACUCCACAUGUUUCAUUGAACAAUUUGAGUAAGCAUGGCACCAACUAAACGAAGUAAGAGCAAUUCACGAGCUAGCUCAGCCAACACCGGACCAAGAAAUUCAGAGCGAAGAAAUGCUGCCAGGAAUAAUUCUAAUGAAGCUGGAAGUAGCCAUGAUUCCAUCAUUACUGGCCGUGUCACUCGAAGCAGUGUACGGAGCAGUCAACCCUCAACUUCCUCAGGCAUUCACUCACUAGCCCCAUCCAGGAGAGCACCCAUAGCCUCUUCCACAGCAUGCAGAAUUGCAACUAAUGUUUUUCAGACCAUGAACAAUGUAAUUAGAGCAUCUAGCUCCAUUUCCCGUUUGGCUGCUGAGCAAGCUGUUGGAUCAUCACCUAACCCAGAUGCAAGUUCCAGCUCAGACAAUGAGUCCAAUCCUGAGGUGGAUUUGGUUCCGACUAUUCCUGAGGGAGGACCAUUCAGACAGGGUGAUUUCAAGUCCGUCUAUGAUUAUUUGUCCACAAUUCAAAAGCGUCUUUUGUACAUAAACAAGAGGUUGGACAGUUUACUAGAAAAGUGCAAAAGUUUGUACAUUCCUCGUGAUCCUCGUGUCAGCAGAACUGAAAUUUGUGAAAAUGCCAAUAUUGAUGUCGCCAACUAUAAUACUAGUCGUCUUGUCUGUCCUGUUUGUUAUUGUGAUCUGUUAAGAGCAGAAGCAGCACCUUUGUCUACUAAAUGCGGGCACAUAUUUUGCUCUGCGUGCCUCAUUCAGAUCAUGGUUAUGGAUGAAAGCAAGUGUCCAAACUGUCGAAAACCUCUUACCACUACGGACUACCAUCCAGUGUUUUUCCCGCAACUCCUAAGCUAGGUCGCUCAAAUACCUGAACAUCAUCAAAACCACUCUCUAACUAAACGUAAGAAUUUAUUUUAAUCUUGUUUUAAAUCAUGUAAGGUAUUGUUUAUUUUUUACUAAAAAAUGGGUAGCUAUAUGUGCUGAAUAAAUGCAAAGGAAAAAAUAAACCCCCCAAAAAAACGACGGAAUGAAGUCAAGCCUCUCAUCUUGUUGUGAGGGAGAGGAAUUAGAGGUCGUUAAAUUAGAGAUGUUAAGUAAUAUUGCUUACAUCAUAUUUGGAUUCAAACCGGGUUUAAUGUAAUUUUUUAUAUUACCUAGUGGCACAAAAAAGGGACUACUUUUUAUCGAAGGAAUUUGCUUCGUCUAAUGCCAAUUCCCAUCUUUCUAUUACUGGAUUAUUUUUUUUCUGGAGGACUUCAGAUUUCAUGUGCUAUUAAAAAAGCUAGGGAAAAAAUUUUGAAACCUGCUGGAAAAUGCUGAAGUUGAAUUGUGAUUCCACAACUUUACUGCUAACUGCUCUGCUCUCCAACUUGGUGUUAAUACUCCUGGUGUUUAUUGAAAUCAGAAUUACUCAUGGAAAUGUCUUAGAGUGGUUUUUCCCUAAUCACAGAUUCAUUUUUUCCAAAACAGUCUUGACCAAUUUUAUUUAAUCGAUAACUGUUCCUUCCCAGCUGUCAAAUGGUCAUAGAUGUCACUACAAGUUAAGUCAGUUUUGGCACACUGUAAUCAUGCUGCUACUGCAUUUACAUGUUUUAGGAUAGUGACAGGUCCUCUGAAUCAUUCAGAGAUAGCAUCAUGACUUGCUUUGCUCUAAUGUUUAAAGGAGUAUCCUAGUUACAGUAAAUGGAGUCAUUAAGCGCUUGGAAACAUUUUUGUAUGUGCGGAUCAGAGAGAAAGGUCUCAGCAAAUUGUCCUUAUUUUUCCCAAAGAGAAGCUCAAUUGCAAAGCUCAUUUGUUGAAACAUCGCUUUUCGAAUGAAUUUUCUUUGCAGAGAUCAUGAGAAAAAAUGAAAAAAGGGAAGAGCUGGUUGCUUUUUUGUUCUUUAAAUGAUACCGAUUGCUGAAAAUGAAUCAAGUUCUCCAGGGUUAUUGCAUUUAAAUAUGCCCUGUAAAUUUAAUCAAUUGCCUGUCUUUCGUUUGGAAUGUUUGUCUAAGCAGGUCAAUUUUGCAAUUUGCAGUUGGUGAUGUGAGAUAAGCAUUUGUUAAAAUUUUAACAAUUAUGAGGUUAAGUAAUAAUAAAAAAAGAAACGAAAAUAAGAGAAUUUAUGAAAUCAUAUGAAUCACCAAUUGAAUGGCAAAAUUCCCAAACCUGUUGUAAGAUGUUUAUACCUGCGAAAAGUGAUUAAGAAGUUUCAGUGUCUUGGAAAAAGAACACACUUAUUGAUAGUUGAAUCCAAGCCUCCUUACACCACCACAUCGGUUUCAUUUACCUCCAGGCAAACAGUAGGGCCCGAUUAUUUUUUCCUUGGAGGUCGUUGAUUUUCGCUUUUUUGCGCAUCUUUGUUGUCCCCAUUAUUCGCCCACCAUUCGCCCACUAAACGUCGCCCAACGUUUCUAACCAACUAUUUUUGCAAUAAGAACAAUUUGCAAAGUGUGAAGUGUUUUUAUGAAAUAACCGUGUAAAAUAAUGAAAUGAACAAUCAAUUUUGGAACCAAAUCUCUAAUUACUGAUGGACUACAAAGAAAUGGAACUUUACGCACCCUUGAAUUAGUCGAGUAUCAACCUGGCUCAUUACUAUCUUUUCCACACAAGGAACAUGAAAAGUGUACUAAUGAAUAAUAUCAAAUGGACAGUAUGAGAAAAUCCUUUUUUGGGCCCUUACUUUCAUCAAAAUAUAAUUGAAAUGAGAUGAUGUUGCAGGUAAACUUAUUUAAAUCAUUAUUUUUCCCAACCUCAAUCAGCAUGACCCUAUUUAUAAAUGAGCAAUUGUCAUGUACCUAGUCUAAUUUCAAUGAAUCGUGUGUUCGAUUUUCAUGAUCAUAGAUAACUUGGUUUCCUUUAAUUUCGAGUAUCUUCCUUCAGUUGUCAAAGUGUUUCUUCAUUUUAGUAUCCAAAA